Messenger RNA from Pediculus humanus corporis (human body louse), 7200 nucleotides. Its product is annotated as jumonji/arid domain-containing protein, putative. Gene Ontology annotation, cellular component: nucleus. Gene Ontology annotation, biological process: chromatin remodeling. The transcript is spliced from 7 exons. The coding region runs from base 1 to 7200 and encodes 2399 amino acids. The record is from RefSeq and is a predicted model, not a curated record. NCBI's taxonomy places the organism in Eukaryota, Metazoa, Arthropoda, Insecta, Psocodea, Pediculidae. Gene Ontology annotation, molecular function: histone demethylase activity; DNA binding.
AUGAAAACUGGAAGUAAUAAAAGUGAGGGUAAAAAACGUAAAAGAGAUGAUUCGAAAGAAAUUGUCAGUUGUGAGGGUGUUAAAAAAGCCAAAGUUCAUGCUCAAAGAAAAUUUGCCCAAGGUGCAGCAUAUAAUUGUUCUGUGAUAACUCCAAUUAAAGAUAAAGUUAGACCAUCAUCGUCGACGCCAAGUUCAGGACCGAUGCUGACAAAUAAAUGUCCCAACACAGAAGAUUUUCUUACGUUUUUAUGUUUUAGAAGAACAUCUAUUUUACCACCAAAAUUAGAUUUUUUCAAAGAUGCUUUGGGUCACGAACAAGACUCGUUACCCAUCAAUCACAAAAACACGCAAGAAAAAUUUGGGCAGAAUAAUUCUAAGAAAUUAGGAAAGAAAAAUGAUAAAAGUGUUCAAGGUAAUAAAUGUCAACAAGGUUCUGUACAAGCUCUGAGAAUGAAAUACCAAGAACAAAGGCUUGCAAAACAAAAAGUGGCAAACGUAACGAAAUUGGCACGAAAAGUAAAAGGAAAAAAUAUGGUAAGAACGCGAUCGUCAAUAGUCGGAGAAGAACCAAAGACAGAUCCUAAAAAACGCAACGUUUCCAACAACAAGGAAAACAAAACGGGUCCCCCGUUAAACCUCAGAAGCGGUUUGAAACGAGCACAAUCCGUUAUUACCAAAGGAAGAAAAUCGAUAAAAAUAAUAAAACCUAAAAAUUUCCCGCACGUGAGAACGGGAUUAAGAAGCGGAAAAGUCAACGCUCCUAAAAAUUCUAAAAAAUCCCAAGUUUCCGUUAAAUCAACCGCCGGGAAUUUGAAAAAAAACGAAAUUAAAAAGGCAAAUACGGAAAUUUCUCAAGUACAAAACGGAAAUGGAAAAAUGAAAAAAGCAGAAAGUUUUUCGUCUGAUUUUUCGUCCGACGACAAAGAACCCCUGGUGACGGUUAAAAAACCAAAGAUGCUGACGAAAAAAUUAGUUAAAUGUAAUUCGGAACAUGGUAAAUUAGAGGAUAAAACGUUUGUUAAAACGAGAUCCCAAGUCAACGAUGGCGGAUCGACGAGAGCGCGACCCACGAGAAAGACAAAAGAAGCGGCUGCCAUUUACAUGGAAAUGUUGACGAAAAAAUUAGUUAGUCCGGACAAAAGCGGAGACGAUGAUAUUUCAUCGGUUGAUAGUUUUCCAGAAUUACCCAAUGCCAAAAGAAACGAACAAAGAGAAAGUGAAAUUAAAACAAAAGCACUCGCGAACAAAAAAUCGGAUUCUAAAUGUAACGUUUCCGAUGAAAAAUCAAAAGAUUCUAAAAAAUUUGACGCAAGUAGCACAAAUUUAAAAUUAUUAAAAGGAGAGAGUAAAUGUUUGAAAAAACAAGGUAUAAAUUCUAAAAAAGAAAAUAAUAAUAAAGUAAGCGGAGACGUGGAAAAUAAUUCGAUUAAAAAAAUUAUUAACAAAAACGUUUCAAAUAAAGAUAAUAAUAAACAAAAUGGAGUUGAAAGUAAUAAAAAGGAACAGAGUCGGCCCUCGACGCGGAGUAGGCAGGUGGAAGAAGUUGAAAACGUGAGUGGGGACAACAACACGCCAGACAAAAAAAAUGCAAGCAGAGGGAAUAAAUCCAAUGGGAAAAAAUCGGAUGAAAAUUUUGUUCGCAACAAAACAAAAAAUAAAGGAUUUGUUAAAACUAUGCAAAAAAAGAAAGGUGUCGAAGAAAAUGGAAAGUGUUUGAAAACUUCCGACGAGUCGGAAUGUUUCGAGGAAAGUUGUUCUGGUAAAAGUUUUGAAAGGGAUGGUAACAAAAGUCAAAAUAAAAUAAAGAACGCGAGUGAAAAUAAGGAAAAAAGUAAAGAAAAUGGGAAAAAGGGAAAGAAAGUGGCGGUUGAGAGUUAUGGAAAUGAAAAAGAUGUCGAAAAUAAAAAUGAUAACGACAACGCCAAAGAGCCGGACGUGGAAAAUUCAAGUGGUAGCAGCAGUAAUAAACGUCCCACGAGAAAAUGUUCGGCAGCGGAUAAAAUUUGUUUCGAAAUCGAUGGUUUCACGUCGGACGACGAUGAUUUUCUCAGUACGUUUAAACCGACGAAACCGAAAACGAACGUGAAAAAAAUCGGACUCAAUAAUCAAAAACAAUCGAAAUCUAAAAAAGAAAAUAAAAAAGUUGAGAAAAUUAUACAAAGGCCGGAAGAAGAAGAAGAUGAAUGUAAAAAAGAAAAGGAAUUUGUUUGCGUAAAAGAAACGAAAGAAAACGUUGAAGAAAUCGCUUCGUCAAGUAAUAAAAUUAAGGAAGAAGUUUUGCGAGACUCACUCUCGAAAAAGGCGAGCGUUCAAAAUGACGUGGGAGAAGAAAACAUCGAGUCGAAGAUUGAGAGUACGAAAUGUGAGGAAAGUGAUACGGUUAAAAUGUCGGAAAAUGAAGAUACCAAAGCCAAUGUGAAAAAAGUUAGCAAUGAAUCAGAUAAAUCUACGGACAAAACAAACGUCGACGAUGAGAGUAAAAACACAAAAUAUUUUCAAAACGAAGAAAAUAAUGAGGGAUCGGAAGUUAAAAAAUUAUGCGACGGUAAAAAGAAAAAUAAAAACUUGAAAGAAAAUGCGAAAAAGCAGGAAAAACUGCCGAAAGUAAAAAAAGUAAAGACAGACAAAUUGAAAAACGUUGAACCUGAUGAUGACACCACAACAAACAAACGUACUCGUCCCGUUAGACAAUGUUCGACGAAAGAAAAAAAAUGGAUCGAAACGGAUUCGGAUUUUAGUUUUUACGACGAAACAAGUGACGACGAAGAUGAUUUACCCAUUCUCGGUAUGAGUUUUAUGACUAAAGAAAGAGGAAGUGAAGGAGGAACGGAAAUGAAAGAAACGAUUACUCAAAUUGAAAAGAAAAACGAAACGAAAAUAACUCAGACUAAUGAUAAAAAGGAAAUGAAAGGUGAAGAAGAAGAGGAAGAAGAAAAUCAAUCGAAUGAUAAUUUUUCAGAAUCCGAUGAAGAACCGUUAAAGAAAAAAGCUUUAAUAUUUGAAAACGAAACCGGAAAAAAACCAGAAUCUGGAAUCGAAUUGGAAAAUCAAUUAAAAUCCCAAGUAAAACCUCCACAGCGAGAAGUACCGGAUUUGCAUCCUUUAAAAAAAUCACCUGGAGAAUUAUCAUCAGUUCCCUUCAUGAGUUCUUCUCAUUCGAAACCUUUUCCAACGAAAAUUCACACUCAAACCUGUUCCAAUGCUGAACCUGUAAAUGUUGAACCGAAAGUUUUGAUAUUGGAAAAACCCAACAAAGUGACCGACAACGCUCCCGUAAUGGAUUCACAUAAAAAUCCACAAGUACAAUUUCCGGUAUUGGUCACCGGAAAUCCUAAAAUAUCGGUUCCAAAUCGAAUCGAAAUGAUUUUGCAUUCGUUAAAAAAGGAUAAAGUGAUGGACAAAGGAAUCGGUGGUAAUUCUAACGAUGUGAAAGUGACAUUUGGAAAAGUUCCUUAUCAACCGUUAUCAUCGCAGUUUACUCAAAUCCCUUGCAAUUAUCAAAUGAAAUCAAUUGUUAAUUUUCCACAUCCAAGAGAACCGAUCAGUACUCACGGAUUAGAUUUACUUAGCGAAGUUGCUCUUCCUACGACGUCCAAAGAAAAAUACGGUUCUCAAACCGAAAGAAUAGAAAAAUGGUUGAAAGAUAGCGUUGAAGUGGAACAAAGAAAAACUUAUUCGGGUUACGAAAACGUCGAGUAUAAACCUUUGGAACGAGAUAAAGUUUCUAAGGCGACGCCGAGCAAAUCGGAGAGUCCAUUAAACAAACCCGUAUUUAGCCCUCCGGUAUGCUCUUACGUUCAACCCGAAUCUCCUCAAAAAUUCAGUCAAAUGAAUCUGGUGGCAUCGCAAAAACUUCUCAAGAAAAACAUUUUUUCGUGCGAACUCAGAGUGGAGACUAAUAAAAUGGAAUCUCAACCGACUACGCCGAAAAAGGCAUUGACUUCGGUUCAGGAUUUGCUGAAACUUCAAAAGGAGAAAAAGGAAAUGCCGAAAUCGCCAAAGGAAAAUUCGCCUCAUUUAAAAAAUUGUAAAUGUAACAGUUGCGUUGUUAAAAAAGGUUGGUUUAAAAAUAAACCCAUUCCAAACAAGGCCGAACUGCAAAAGUUGUCGCCCAUCGAUGACGUCGAAGAGUCCGCCAAACCUUUUCAAUCUUUGACCAAAGCUUUUUCCAAAGUUACUGAAACGAAGAAUUCAAAAGUGGCUGCAAGUGUUGCUCCCAUUGUAUUGUCUUCUCCGCCUCUUAUUGCGAAAACUUCGCCGACUUCGAGUAAAGAAUGUAACGAAAAGAAGGGAAUAUUUCAACAGAAAAAAUUGUCGUUUUUAGAAAGAAUGAAAGAAAGAGAGAGAAAGGAAAUUGUUAGUACAAAACCCAAUCCUAAUGCAUUUUCACCGAAUAAUGAAAGCAGUGUGUAUGCUUUCGAACCGGAACCUGAACAAAGUGGAAGCGUCAAUGCACCUUUCAGAAGCAAAAUGAGAGAAAGUCGAACGUCAAGCAUGUCAAAAUCAGAUGACGAUGGUUUGAAAUUGAGCGAAGACGAAUCGUCGGCAACGGUAUUUUCACCCACGCAAGUUAAUAAGCCGACCACCACCACCACGGAGAAUAAGGCAAAAACCAUGCAAAGCACUUCAAUCGCCGUUCAAGUGAACCUCGAUUCCGAAUCAGUUGCAGAAGUUGAAACAGUACCUGAGUUACCAGAUGGUAAAAGCAUUGAAAUAUCAACUCAAACGGAAGUGUCCGAAGAAGAUCCCGACAGUCCAAUGUUUUAUAUACCUUUACAACAAGCCACGACAUCUUGCGGAUCUAUAGUUUCCGCAGAUCAACAAUUAAUUCAAGGGGUUGCCCUUAAAUUGGGAACGGAAGGGCCUCUGGGUCCUAAUCAAAGGGUAGUGAUGAAAGCGAAAUUAGUCACGAAACCUCCUGAUACUCCGAGUAUGAAAGCUGUCGUCAUGCCUCAGCCAAAGAGAAUAUUCGAUCAAAAAAGUAAUAAUCCGCCGAUAGGUACUGUGCAACCGACGACGAGAAAACCUCCCGCGGAACCUAAAACGACAGAACCUACUGAAGAACCUCCUGUUUUACCCAAAGAUUUAAGAACAAGUAGUGAAUCCCAGCUUUCCACGGGAUCAACAUCUACGACAGACAAUUUUCAAUCAAAAUCUAAUAAAAGUUCUUCUACGACAAUAUCCCGAACAUCAACGAAAAACAAAGAAAAAGCAAAAGACGCGUUAUUAACGUGUAAGGAAAAAGAAAUGAAUGACGAUCCAUCCCCUUGCUCGUCAGCGUCUUCCUCUAAAUCAAAGAAAACGUCAAAGCAAAAGAAUUCUGAAACUGUGAUUAACCCUAGCAAUAAUACAUCGUUACCACCUCCCGGAUCUGCUUCUAAAUUAGUCGAAGCACCUACUUUUCACGCCACCGAAAAAGAUUUUCAAGACCCAUUUGAAUUUUUCGAUCGAAUACGACCCGCAGCUGAAAAAUUCGGUUUGUGCAGAAUUGUACCACCGAGUAAUUUCAAACCAGAUUGCAAAGUCAGUGAUGAUAUGAGGUUCACCGCCUACAAUCAGUACAUACACCGAAUGUUUCACAGAUGGGGCCCGAACAUAAAAGAAAUGAUGGCGAUUAAAAAAUAUCUCGGAACACAAAGUAUAUCGUUGAAGCAACCGCCGUGGAUUGGCGGAAUUGAAGUUGACCUUCCCAGGUUGUACCAAAGCGUUCAAAAUUGCGGGGGUUUGAUGAAAGUGAUGGAGAAAAAGAAAUGGCACCAAGUGGCGGACAUGAUGAAAAUUCCAAAAGCAGCACAAGAUAGAGUAACGAAAUUGGACGACAUUUAUUGUAAAUAUCUUUUACCAUACGAUACUCUUUCGCACGAUGAGAGGCAAAAAUUAUUUGAGGAAGUGGAAAAAGACUGGGCUGAGAGGGAAAAAUCUUCCGAAUCGUCAGAUUCACAAAACGAAGACGACGAUGACGAAGAUGAAAAUUACAUAGAAGAAUGCGAAGAAUGUGUCGUCAAAGGAAGAAACAUGGCCCUGAAUCAAUUUUACAGAAUCGCGAGAAACACGAAAACGAUGUGGUUCAAAAAUGCAGAUCCGUCGCCUCGAGAUGUUGAAACGGAAUUUUGGAAACACGUCAGCGAAAGAAAUCACCACGUUUGCGUUCAUUCCGGAUCGAUAGAUUCGAGCGGUUGGGGUUACGGUUUCCCGAUUGCCAAAAAUAAUUCAUUUUCAAAACACCCGUGGAAUUUGAAAGUACUCACCAACAACAGCGGAUCCGUACUCCGAUCUCUCGGUCCCGUAAUGGGUGUAACAGUGCCCACUCUUCACGUGGGAAUGGUAUUCACUGCUUUCUGCUGGUAUCGGGAUCCCCACGGAUUACCCUGGAUCGAAUACCUUCACACCGGAGCUCCAAAAAUUUGGUACGGCAUAUCCGACGAUAACAGUUCGGUCUUUCAAGACGCUCUACGCAAACUCAUUCCUAGAUACAUAAAAAACAAAACAAUUUGGUUACCAUCCGACACGGCCAUGAUUCCUCCGUCUCUACUGGUGGAAAAUGGCGUUUCGCUAUGUCACAGCAUUCAAGAGCCGGGACAAUUCAUUUUAGUUUUUCCCAGAGCAUUCAUUUCUAGCAUUUGCACGGGUUACCUGGUUUCCGAGAGCGUGUAUUUUGCACAACCGAGUUGGCUUACGACCGCCGAACAGGCGUUCAAAGACAUACAAGAAAGUUGCGAACCGAGCAUGUUCUCAUUAGAGAAGCUAUUGUUCAGCAUAGCAACGGAUUUCAGAACGAGCGUGGAAGUGCUUAAACAAGUACUACCCAUGGUUUGGCACGUGAGACAAAAAGAAAUAGACGGACGAAAAACUCUUUUGAACCUCGGAUUGAAAACGUCGGAGAGAUUGCCGACGAGGGAAACGGGAAACAAGAAGAAAAAGGGACGUUGGGCACAAAACGACGACGGGGAUUACGAGUGCGAAAUAUGCAGAACGAAUCUUUUCGUGUCUUUGGUGACCAAUUCUCAAGAAGAGGGUACAUAUUGUUUGCCACACGCCAUCGACCUUCUCACUCAAAAAAGGCACCAGUUGAAAUACUGCAAGCUCAUGUAUUCUUACACUCAGGAGGAAAUGAACGAGCUCGUAGAGAAACUGGAGCAAAAAAUCGAAACAAAAUCUUUGAAGAAACUAACAAGCAAAUCAUCAACGUCAGCAAAAUAA